This is a messenger RNA of Notodromas monacha, 3888 nucleotides long. The record is from the annotation of a GenBank genome assembly. Lineage: Eukaryota; Metazoa; Arthropoda; Ostracoda; Podocopida; Cyprididae.
AUGUUCAGCAGCUCGGAAGUGACGACAAAGGCCUACCGACAAGUGUCGAUCCCUUGCGACGUGCUGAAUUCUUGGAUGAACGCUACGUCGUCGUCGUCGUCGUCGUCGUCGACGAUGCUGCUGCCGCCGUCAGCAUCAGGAGACCUUCAUCAUCGUCGGUCGUCUCUCUCGCCCACCCAAGUCCAGUCCGUGCAGUGGUGGUGCAGCAAAUGCGUGUCCCCGGAGCUGCUGUCGCUGCAAGACUCGUCAGCGUCACUGUCGCCCAGUGGACACCACAAAAUCGCAGAGACGCGUCUCCACAACUCGGCGACGUCGUCGUCGUCGUCGUCGUCGUCGACAGCGUCGGGCUCCUACUCGGACCGCAUCCGCAUCUUGCCCGGGGAACUGAGUCUGUCCCUGAACCCGGUGCUGCUGCAGGACUCUGGGGAAUAUUACUGCGUGGUCGUGAUGCAGGCCAAUAAUGCCAAUGCCGUCAAGGGGUCGGGGGUGCAGUUGAGGGUGCAGGACGUGCCUGGCACCCCGGGCCGACCCCUGGUCAUGGAGUCGUCGUCGAGGUCGGCCAACUUGUCCUGGGCGGCGCCCGCGAGCAACGGCAACAGCCAGAUCCUCAAGUACAUCAUCUUCAUCAGGGAGUUGCAGAUGGGCGGCGGUGGGACGACGGCGUCCUCGGCGGCGUUCAAGGAGGACGAGUCCGUCGUCGUGCCUGCGCAUGGCGGCAAAGAAGAGUCUUUCCAGGUUGGAGGACUGCGUCCAUUCACAGUCUACUCGUUCCGAGUGGCAGCCAGCAACAGCCUCGGGGACUCUGCCGCGUCAGAGCCGUCGUUCGAGACAGUGACGUUGCGGGAAGUGCCCAGCGGGAAACCCGUCAUCACGGCAGCCCAGAACACCAGUGCCACGUCCGUCCGUGUCGACUGGGCCCCGCCGACACCGGAUUCCCUGCACGGGGAGUUCCUGGGCUACAGGCUGAGCUACAAGCCUCGCGACGCCGCUGGCAACUGGCCCGUGUCGUCGGAGGCGAGGACUGUCGAGAUCCCGAGUCCCAACACCACGGCAACCGCCUUCACAGCUGCCACAUUCUCAUCCCAAUUGGUGGCUGUGAAGAAAGCUGUUGAUGAAAAUGGUUUGGAAGACCUGAAGGCAACCCUUGGAAUUUAUGACACAUUGAUUUCAAGAAUUCUGAAGGGAAAGCUGGGCUACAAUAACAGCAAAAUCUGCAGAAAGGGCGCCUCAUCUUUUGAGCGGAGAAGUUUUACAAUUCGGAACUUGCUUCCGUAUACUCAAUACUUGGUGUCACUGGAAGUGUUCAAUCCGGAAGGUGUGGGUCCUCCAACGACUGUUAUGGUCAUGACUGACGAAGGAGUGCCUUCGAAACCUCGGAAUGUGCUGGUGGUGAAGGAAACUUCCGACUCAGUUAAACUGUCCUGGCAACCCCCGGAAACUCCAAAUGGGGAACUUCGUGGAUACAGACUCUAUUUCAUGCGGGACAACUUCACAGACGUCAGAUCGAUUCACAAUACUUCUUCUGCUGCUAAAUCAGUGGAUUAUGUUUUGGAUCGUCUGCAGCCGUCGUCCAAAUACAAAGUGUGGCUGAAGGCGUUCACGUACAAAAACGAAGGCGAUCCUUCGGACGCAGUUUGGGUCCACACUUCCGCUCCGGUUCCGGGGCAGCGUGCGGGCGGCGUGGGGUCCCUGGGGGAAGAACCGGACGUGGACCCGGGCUCGAACCGCAAACACCUGCAGCAACUCGGCGACGACGAACUCGAGCCCCUGGAGUUGCUGGAACUCACCUGCGACCCGGAACUGGGCAGCAUUUAUUUGCACUGGCGGCAGCCGCCGUCGGCAGCUGUUCGUCUGGACCAUUUCUACAUCGUCGUGGAAGACACGGGCUCUGGCUUGAAACAGGAGUUCAGGGUCAAGGCGUCCUCGUCCACCGACAGCCACGAGCACAAGCUGAUGUUGAGGAACUUAUCCCUGCCAUACAUGGAACGCGUGGUGAUAAAAGCAGCCGCCAAAAGCCCGCCACAUUCGGAUCGAGUCCGAUUCGGCGCCGCUGUCGAGCGGAGCAUCGACGACCUUCCGCCGCCGUCGACGUCAUCCUCGACAUCGUCGACUGUCAGGUCAGACAGUGGCGCCCGAGUCGCGCCUUGUCGGUCCUCUCGCAGUCUCGGGGCUCGAGUCGGUUCCUCGUCGACGGCAACGACAUCUCUGUCGGCCCGGGCGCAACUCGCCAAUGCCUCCAAGAUGACUCUCAUGCUGCUCAUCGGUGCUGUUGUCUGCUCUUCAAUCAUGCUUGUUCUUCUCACCAUAUCGGCAUUCAUGUACAGGAGGUAUUUCCGACGAACUUCCGGGAAACAAAGUCAACGCAGACAGCCCUUGAUUAGAUACAGUCCAAUGCCUGAUGACUGGUGGGGUGAUCAACAGGCUUCCAACGGAAACAGCACUUCCAGCAACGGAAAGUCCUCAUCGUCUCCAUCUGGGAAUGAUAAUAAUGCUGGCAACACUCCGCUGCUCAGUGUUGCCAGCUUGUCGAAUCACAUUCAUAACCUGCGAACUGAGGGCAAUGCUGCGUUGAAAGCCGAGUUUCAGACCAUCAAAGCUGGAGCGAAUCCGUGUCGCAGUGUUUUAGAACUCAACAGUGGAAGCGGAAGCGGAAGCACGGGCAGUGGCAGCAAGUCUGGGUCCAGAUCCGGCAACAAGCGAGGCCGGAAGCGGUACAAGGGGGUCUACCUGGACGGGUGGCGUGAAAAGCAGGGGUUCUUGGUGAUCCCUCGCCCAGCUGUUCCGUCUGCUUCCGCAUCCUACGUCCCGUCCGACGCGGCGUUCUGGGCCCUGGUCGACACUGUCGCUGCCAGUCUGGUUGUCCAGUUCAAAGUAGCUGCCGACGAGUUCAUUGAUGACGAGCAGGAGUUGGCAGAAGCCCUGAGAGGCAGACCCAUGCCUCAUGUCACAAACUCUUCCUCUGACUCGUCUGGAAAGUCCCAUCAUCACGGGCAACACCAUCACCAGCACCAUCAUCAUCACCGCAACAGCUUGUGUUGGGAGAAAAUCAGCGAAGAAGAGGAAGAAGGCUCUUCGUGGAGCCGCCGUGUUUUCGUGUGCAGGUCUUCUUCGAACGAGGGGGCGUCCGUUUGUUUCGGGGCGGCGGCGGACGAAGAAAGCGGCGGCGGCAGUUUGCAUCCGCCGCCACAACCCGAGCAAAAGUAUUUGGAAAUUUGGCGCUUCAAUUUGUGCGACUCGGACCACGAUUUGUCUUCGCGGUUUGCCAAGUUCGUGGUGCGGUCUUUGCACGCAGUGCUGAGCUUGAGUGGACCCACUGUCAUCCAUUGCAGCCCAGGGGCAAGUCAGGCAGCAGGGUCCUUCGUGGCCCUCUGCGCCCUGCUGCGACAAGUGGCAGCGACGGGCGCCAUGAGUGUCAUGGCGUUCUGCAAGUACCUGCGACACGCCGACCCGCUCCUGCUGCAGGACGACGACCAGUACGCCUUCAUCCACGAUGCCCUGCACAUGGCCCUGCAGCAGGAGAAGUUCCUGACCAGCAUGCGAGGGCUGCAGCAUGCAGCAGGCGACGAAGGCCUGCAGCAGCAGCAGCAGCAGCAGCAUCAUCAGCAGCAGCAGUAUGCAUUGUUGCAUCAUCCUCACCUGCAGCAGCAACAGCAGCAGCAGCAGGUCAUGCUGCCAGCGUUUCAUAAUAUGCCACCGAUGCAGCAGCUGCACGGCGGUGCUGGGUCUUUGUUCGGGCAUCACCAGCUGGAGGACUAUGGUGCCAUCAGGCCCGUGGUCCAGCUCAGUUCUUUCCAGCAACACUACCUUCGCGACGGCGCCGUGGCGGCCGUCGUGUCCCUGGCGGCGCCGGCUAUCGGCGGCGUCGCGCCGCCCGACGUCAUCUUGUGA